Dermatophagoides farinae (American house dust mite) is the source of this 863-nucleotide messenger RNA. Its product is annotated as protein IMPACT. Gene Ontology annotation, cellular component: cytoplasm. Gene Ontology annotation, molecular function: protein binding. NCBI's taxonomy places the organism in Eukaryota, Metazoa, Arthropoda, Arachnida, Sarcoptiformes, Pyroglyphidae. The record is from RefSeq and is a predicted model, not a curated record. Gene Ontology annotation, biological process: GCN2-mediated signaling; regulation of translational initiation.
GUAAUCGAAAAAUUUACAUUUCGUAAUUUGCAUUGAUUGAUUCGAAAAUGGAUAAUGAGGAAAUGAAAAACGAUGAAAUUAUGGCACUUUCAGCCAUUUAUGGUGAUGAUUGGAAAGUAGAAAAUCUCGACACUUCCACCUUUUCGUUAAGAAUAUUCUCUGAAAACGAUCCAGAUAAAAUUCAUCCAUCAACUAUAGAAUUUCGAUUACCACAAAAAUAUCCCAGUGAAGCAAAACCCAUGAUAACAAUUUCAGCACCAUGGAUGUCUCGUGAAGAUAAAUCUAUGCUCAUCGAUGAUAUCGAUACAAUCUGUGAUGAACAUCUAGGAGAGAAUGUAUUGUAUAUGAUCAUUGAAAAAUUGAAACAAUUUAUUAAUGAAAAAAUAUCAUUUGAAAAAAUCGAAGAAUCUAAUGAAAUUUUACAAAUGAAUGAGAAUAUCGAACCUGCCGAGAUUAUGAUAUAUCAUGGAUCACCAAUAACCGAUCGAAAAAGUACAUUUCAAGCACAUUUAGCUUUUGUGGAAUCAUUGACAAAGGUGAAAAAUGUUUUAGUACAAUUGAAAACGAAUAAAAAGAUUGAUGAAGCAACGCAUAAUAUUUAUGCUUAUCGAAUUAUCGAUCCGGAACGUGCCAAUAAAUUGGAUCAAGAUUAUGAUGAUGAUGGUGAAACGCAUGCAGGAUCACGAUUAUUGAAAUUAUUAGAAAAUAUGGAUGCCAAAAAUGUUUUAGUUAUAGUUUCACGAUGGUUCGGUGGAACAUUAUUAGGUGUGGAUCGAUUUCGUCAUAUACAAAAUGUGGCCAAAGAAUUAUUGGUUAAACAUAAUAUUGGCAAUAAAUAAAUAAAUUGAAUUCUUAAGCACUCA